Molecule: messenger RNA, 2983 nt
Organism: Erpetoichthys calabaricus (reedfish)
Lineage: Eukaryota; Metazoa; Chordata; Cladistia; Polypteriformes; Polypteridae
Product: protein GVQW3-like
Exons: 1
Coding region: 140-700 (186 amino acids)
Source: RefSeq, a predicted model, not a curated record
AGUGAGAACUGAUUAUGAGCACUUGCCAUGCAGGUUUAAACCUGUCCAAACCUGCACGACAAACGUCAACACUCUCUGCCGUUUAGUUGAUUGUCAAUCGCCGUUAAAUGCAGUUGUAUUUCCCUUUGUUGCCGGAAUCAUGCUAAGUUUAAAAAUUGAGCAACGUGUCAAUUUGAAAUUUUUAGUAAAACUGAACAAAACACCAACUGAAUGUUUUCAAAUGCUUACUGGGGCUUAUGGGGAAUACUGCAUGUCUCGUGCACGUGUGUUUGAGUGGCACAAAAGAUUCACUGAAGGACGUGAGAACGUGGAAGACGAUGAGCGCCCUGGACGACCUUCUACUUCAAGAACCGAAGAAAAUGUAGAAAAAAUUAAACAGAUGGUUCGAAAGGACCGUCGACUCAGCGUCCGAAUGAUAGCUGAAACCAUAAACAUUGACAAAGACACUGCGUGGAAAAUUUUGCGUGAGGAUCUCAAUAUGAAAAAAGUUUAUGCCAAGGUAGUUCCCAGGGUUCUCACACCAGAACAAAAAGAGUGCCGCAAUAAGUUUGGACCGACAUUCUGCAGCAAGUUGAAGCGGACCCGAACCUUUUUCAAAAAGUCAUCACAUGUGUUGAAACCUGGAUCUUGGAGCACGCGUAUGAUCCUGAAACAAAACGACAGUCAAAGCACUGGAAAACGUUGUCAUCACCAAGAAUGAAAAAAGCUCGUCAAAGCAAGUCCAAAUUCAAAGCCGUGUUUUUGACAUGAAAGGUGUAAUUUUGGCAGAAUGGGUCCCAGAAGGCACAACAGCGAAUCGGCAUUAUUAUGAGGAAGUUUUGACAAAGCUCAGAUAAAAAAAAUUCUUCAUCAGGACAGUGCUCCUUCUUACACAGCACUUUCUGGGAAGCAGUUUUUGACCGACAAACACAUUACUACGCGGAACAUCCUCCAUAUUCGCCAGACUUGGCACCUUGUGACUUUUUUCUUUUUCUUAAAUUGAAAUCGGUGCUUAAAGGAACACGUUUCGAGUCAAUGGAAUGGAUGCAGUAAAGAAGAAAACGUCAGUUGUGUUGAAACAGCUGACAGAAACUGAUCUGCUGCACGCCUUCGACCAGUGGAAAACAAGAUUGCAUCGGUGCUUAAUUGUGAAUCGGGAGAACAUUGAAGGGGACAAGCAUUUGAAUGGUUAUAUAAAUAAAAGUGAAUUAUUGUGACAGGCUCGUUAUUUAAUAGACAGACCUCGUAUAGUGAAUGCCAAUUUAGUAUCGACAAACCAUCAUGCCUACAGGUCUUUGUACUGUGUGAGGAAAUCGGAGAGCACCAAAAAAAAAAAAAAAAAAACCCACGUGGACACUGGGAGAACAUGCAGACUCCCAGGGGUAGUUUGCCACAGUGCAGCCCUCAGUUCAGUAGAUGCUUGUUAACUGCUAAGACUAUUUGAUGGAUUGUCAGAUUCGUACAUUUUAAAAACAUACACAUGUAGAUAAUACAGUAAGUGAUAAAAUUAACUUGAGUCAUUUCCAGUGUAAUACACAAUUGUUCAAAGUUACUGCAUUGAUGUCUAUAUGUGUGUGUAUACAAUAUUUAGAUUUUCACAGUACACUAUAUAAUUCUGUUAUUAAACAGAAUAAAUUCUAGAUUCAUUUAAGCAUAUAUUAUAGAAAACAUAAUGUUAAUAAAUUAUUUUUUAAAACCACUAAUAUCUAUAUGCUAUUACAUUAGUGAUUCUCAACCUGGGUCAUGGCUAUCAAUUUUGGAAAUACACCAGUGCUGAAUUCAGAGGAUAACGAAGUAGCUUAUGUAAUUAAGUUAUAAAAAACAUCUGAGAUUAAUUAAAUGAGAUGAAUUAUUCUGCACAAAAUAAGUUUCUUAUAUGAAAAAUCUAGAUAGCAUUUUGUCACUUAUAAGAAGGAAGCUGGCAUCAUUGUAUUGUCAGUGUGCACUAUGCUCUGAAUGUUUUCUGUCUCCCCUGUUAGCCUUUAAACCCCUCCUCACCCAAUUAUGCAAUAUGCCACAGUUUCUUGUUACACAUAAAAAUGAUUCUUUUUGUACAAUUUUAAAGAUUUAAGCAUUGACUUACAAGCUUGGUUGAUGGUUACUUUAUUGUUAAUGUAUAUUAUAAGAUGAAGUAAUUUGUAUCCCUGAGUAGUCCAGUGGUAGGCAUACUGUAUGUAAUAUUCAGUAAAUUUUCUUUUAAGUCAUUGCCAUAUAUUCACUUUAAAAUCUAUUUAAGAGACAUCAGUACAUUUGUAUUUGCCUCUUGUAUUUAUUUAAUCUUUUUUUGUAUAUUGGGAAAAAAUAUCAAUUUAAAAACAUUUAUGAAACGUGAAACUGAAUUACUGUUUUUUCUAUGGUCCUUGUUUUAUGUGUCUGGUAGUUCCAUUGUAAAUUUGCUUGGGAAACCUAUUACUUUCUGUGUUUGUCAGAAGUGAAAAAUAUUUUGAAAACACUAUGUACUGUUUUAAAAGGGUUGGAAAUUAUAUUUUUCAUGGGCUUUGAUUUCAGAAAUCUUCAUUAAUGCAGUUUGUCUUUGAAUGUUUCCGAAAUUUUCAACAAUUUUAGUGAACGCUAAAGCAUUCACAACAAUGCACAAAAAACAUACAUUCUCAGACCUGUUCUCACUGUCUGAAUGCUAGGCAGGCCUAGACCUGCACUGCCAAAACCAAAGGCAUUCUUUAAACUAUUCAAUACCAUACUUUCUUUUUUCUAUUUUUUCAAUAUUGUAGCUCCAUGUGUACACUCCAGCAAUAUCUAAAGCACAUGAUAACCAAUAUACUAAAAAUAAUUACAUAUUAUGAUAAACUUGCUGAAAAUAGACUUCUUUUCAAAAUUCAAGCAUUUGAUACUCUGCAACACUGAGUUAAUAAACAUUCAAUAUGUUGAAGCUAUUAUUCAAAGAUAAAGAAUUAGUAAAACAUGAGAAGCUGUCUGAUAUCACUUGUUUUUUCAUAGAUCACAUAAAGUAUUGUUUUAACUUUUUGAUAUUUAGUUUGUUUUAUUG